CUUUGUCUUGACUCGGCUUUCAACUCCUCCUUGUUGUGCUUCCUCAUCUUCUGCUCCACCCUCCUCAGCCUCAUCCCCAUCCCCCUCCUUCCUUCCUUCUUUCCCUCCGCUCAUUCUCAUCAACCAAAACAACAACACCUCCCCCCGCCCCUUGCUUCAUUCAAACCUACUUUGCUACCCAUUCCCCCUCUGACCGUUUUUUUUAUCGACUUCAGAAUCCUUCUCCCCCGCCUCUCUUUUCAGGCACCAUCAUCUUCCUUCCCUUCGCUUCAUUGCUGCUGCUCACCCACAUAUACCACUUCCUGACCUCCUUCUCCCAUCUCUAAUUCCACAUAAUGUCUUGCGACCUGACCGAUCCCGCCAUCCUCGAGGCCUACCAGGAAAUCAUCUCAGGCGCACCCACUAACUGGCUUAUCCUCGGUUACCAUGACACAAGGGACAAGAUCUCGCUCUACUCUAAGGGGACCGGUGGACUCGAGGAAUUGACCGCUAAUCUCAAGGAGGAGGUGCUUUAUGGAUUCGUCAGGAUUGAGGAUCGCUUUGCUCUCCUCGCCUAUGUCUCCGAACAAGUCAGUGGUCUUCGUCGUGCGCGUGCGUUGGUGCAUGGUAAGGCUGUUGGCGCCCUCUUCAAGGCCAGCAAUGCCCAGAUCAACACCUCGAGCCUUGCAGAGUUGACCGAAGAGAGAGUGCGCGCUCGUCUCGGAUUGACUGAGGGACCACCAACUCCAGAGGCUUCUUCGCCCGUCAUGUCCUCGACACCUGUGCCCGUCGGAUCCCCAGUCCCAGCACCCCGCCCUGUGACCCCCGUGUCGCCUCUACCAGUUGCAGAGCCCAUCGCUAUCGACACCGUUAUUCAACAGCAGCAGCAGCCCGAGGUCGCAACUCCUAGCCCCACUGCCAGGACUGCUUCCCCUCGUUCAGGACUCUCGACUCCCAGAACUGAGCGUCAGCUGGAAAUUGAGGCUGCAGAGCGCAAGGUCCGCGAGGAGAUGGAGCGUCAGAGGCGCGCCGAGGCUGCUAAGCGUCAAAGAGAGACUGAAGAGCGUGAGGCACGUGAGCAGGAACUCUUUGCUCAGAAGCAGGCCCUUGAACUGGAGCGCAAGCGCAAGGAAGAGACCGACAGAGUUGCACGUGAGGCGAUGAAGAGGCAAUUGAUCGAGAUGGAGAGACUCCGAGGAUUGGGGCUUUCUGGAUACAUUACCAUUCAAAGCGCUGGUUCGCCUUUCUGGAAGCGCCGCUUCUAUGCGAUGCGUGGACAGGUUCUGGCUUUCUUCAGGGACGAGAACGACCGCGCGCCUGUCUCGCAAGUGAACCUCGCUGGUCAGGUCGUACAUGUUGAGGAUGCCUCGCUCGAGGUCUUGAUCCCCAACAGCUUCCGCGUUGACCUGAAGAAUGGCGAUACUCAUUAUUUUUUCAGCGACACGACCAAGGACAAGGAGAUGGCUAUUGCUGGAUUCAUGAAGUGCAAUGAGUCUCCAUAAUUCAUAUAGACAGGAGAUAUGGACGAGCUGGUCAAUUGUUGGGCUAAGCUACUGAAACAACCAUGCCCGCGCAAACGAAGGUCGCCAUUGACCAUCUGAACAAACGCUUGCAUUACAUAUACAAAAACUAUUCAAAUAAAUAUAAACAUAUACAGUUUUUAAUUUA
Molecule: messenger RNA, 1647 nt
Organism: Gamsiella multidivaricata
Lineage: Eukaryota; Fungi; Mortierellomycota; Mortierellomycetes; Mortierellales; Mortierellaceae
Exons: 4
Coding region: 336-1481 (381 amino acids)
Biological process (GO): regulation of actin filament polymerization
Cellular component (GO): cortical actin cytoskeleton; actin filament; plasma membrane
Molecular function (GO): actin filament binding
Source: RefSeq, a predicted model, not a curated record